AUGAGUCCCAGCAUCUGUUGGCUUUGUAACUUAUUCCGAGAUGGCACAAGUGGAAUCGCUUCUAAAAUGUGUCUGGAGGAAGUGCUACAAUGGUCCCAGUCUUUUGAAAAGCUGAUGGCUACUAAACAUGGGCGCAUAAUCUACAGAUCCUACCUGAAGACAGAAUACAGUGAUGAAAACAUUGAGUUCUGGCUUGCUUGUGAGAGCUUCAAAAAGAUCGCAUCACAGAAGAAAAGGAUUUCAGUGGCACAGAAACUUUUUCAGGAUUACAUCCAGCCUCAGGCUCCAAGGGAGAUUAAUAUUGAUAGUCCAACAAGAGAAGCUAUUAUUAUGAAUAUUCAAAAGCCAACUCCAUCAUGUUUUGAUGAAGCUCAGAAAAUUGUUUACUUGCAUAUGGAACGGGAUUCAUACCCCAGGUUUCUUGGGUCCGAAAUCUAUCAAAACCUUGUCCGGGGUCUCUCAGCCAGAAGGAGGGAGCCAUCGGUGUCUAUCGAAGAGAGAGAAUGA
Messenger RNA from Euleptes europaea (tarantolino), 507 nucleotides. RefSeq names its product regulator of G protein signaling 13 (gene RGS13). The record is from RefSeq and is a predicted model, not a curated record. The coding region runs from base 1 to 507 and encodes 168 amino acids. The transcript has 4 exons. NCBI's taxonomy places the organism in Eukaryota, Metazoa, Chordata, Lepidosauria, Squamata, Sphaerodactylidae.